UCAAAGCAGCCUGUUAAACAGGUAUCAGGAAGUGCAUCUCACGCGCCAAAAGUCUAGUGCGACAAUUAGAUUAAUCAGCAGUUUAAACCGAAUUUACUGUUUCGAGCUAAUGAUGUCCAAAACACGUGUGCACAUUCUGUAAGCUUUUACAAAAGGGUUUCCACUUAAACUGGAAAAGAAAAUUAUGCUGCAACCCGGGCAAUCCCCACGUGUCCUCUCUUUCUCAAAAGUGCCCCAACACGCUCCCUACUCUGAUUGGCCAGAAUCGUGGGACCUAUCACAGACCAAUAUUUGCACUCCCGGAUACGCCACUUUUCAACGGGACCCACCGCUAUCGAAACCAGCCAAUCACGAGCCGAUACUGUUUCAGUGUUGCAAUAGACACGUGGUGCUUGCUAACCCAGCCACCGGUGCUCACCGAUAUCAUUAUCGUUUUCAUCUCCGAGAGAGACUGACAGAGAGAGAGAGAGAGAGCGAGAGCGAGAGAGAAAGGUUAGGAAGAGAGGUAGAGGAGGGUGAUGGACGGUGGAGAAGGAUGGCGCGUGUCAAGCAUCGGCGGUGGGUCCCAGGAUAAGACGUUAAUUAACAGAGUGAUGCUCAGAUUCCGGCCGAUCGCUCCGAAACCGGAGACCGGCGGAUCCAGUUUGCCGACGGAGAACAAGAGCCGCAGUUUUGUUUCGGAAGCAAGAAGAAAGAGAAAGUACGUUAGAGUUCGCAAGAAUAAUAAUGGAUAUAAGAGAGAGAAAAUGGUUUCUGAGGAAGAAAGUGAAGAUGGGGUGGAGAAGACGGUUCUGACUCUGCAACUGUUGCCUGAUAGAGCUCAAAAAAAUAAAGAUCUGGACGCUGGAGAAUCGUGGUCUAAGGUUGAUCGCACGGCUGAUAAAAAAUCGGUCGAGGAUAAUCAUAAUCAGGGCCCACAAUUGUGGCUGAGUGAAAAGAAAUGGGCGUUCGGUGACGUGGACACCGGUGCUGGGUCAGAUCGGACGGCGGUGAUGGCUCAGACGAGGGAGGUGGAGUCGUGGGUGACGGUGGAGAGCGUGACAGACACGUGCAUGGAUGUACGAGGAAUAGGGUGCACGGAUAUGGAGAAAAUUAAGAAUCUCGAGAGGGACACGUGCCCGGGGUUCGUAUCGGACGGUUUCGAGAGGGUGCAGUGGGUUAAUGAAGCGUAUAUGCGGAUGGUGAGCCAGGAGGGUGAUGGGCAGUUACAGGAGUGUACAGUGAGGUUGGUGGCAAAGGAAAGGUUGUUGCCCGGGGCUUACCCAGCGUUCACGGCUCGAGUGAGACUGCAGCACACGUGGCGUAACCAGAAGUACUGCACUUCAAAGGUCGUGCCGUGUGAUGUGUGGAGGAUGGAUUGUGGUGGGUUUGCAUGGAGGUUGGAUGUCAAGGCUGCUCUCAGUCUAAGCCUUUGAAAUAAAGAUCAAGGAAGACAAGAGAAGAGAAGAGACCUCAGGUCUUCAGGUAUUGCUUUGCCUACCAGUUUUCUAAGAAAUUGAGUAGUAAUUAAAUCUUAAGAGCAUUCUCUGAAGGGAUGGCGCCUUUAGUUGCCUUUUUUGUGGCAUGGGAAAAAGAUUUUACCAUGUAUAAAAACAAUAACAUC
This is a messenger RNA of Corylus avellana, 1603 nucleotides long. RefSeq lists its product as uncharacterized. Lineage: Eukaryota; Viridiplantae; Streptophyta; Magnoliopsida; Fagales; Betulaceae. The record is from RefSeq and is a predicted model, not a curated record.